Cyprinodon variegatus (sheepshead minnow) is the source of this 3111-nucleotide messenger RNA. Its product is annotated as receptor-type tyrosine-protein phosphatase U-like. Gene Ontology annotation, molecular function: protein binding. NCBI's taxonomy places the organism in Eukaryota, Metazoa, Chordata, Actinopteri, Cyprinodontiformes, Cyprinodontidae. Gene Ontology annotation, cellular component: membrane. The record is from RefSeq and is a predicted model, not a curated record. The transcript has 19 exons. The annotation marks the transcript as partial.
AAUCCUCGACCGUUUAUCAAAGGAGGCUGUGGGCGAAGCAGACGACCGCCCCUUGAAUUAGAGGCAACCUCUCAACUUUCUCCCGGCAGUUGUUCAGCCGCUGAAGCUGCGGCAACAAUUGUCUCUAAAAUGUGCUUCUUCCGAUGAGUUGGAGGGAACCGUUUAACUUUCUCUGCACUCCGACAUGUAUUCAGCAAAGCUGCUACUGAUGCUGGUUGCCAGGAUCUAUGCAGACAGCUUAGGGACACCAGGAGCUGGCUGCACCUUUAAUGAAGACUCAGAUUCCGGCUUAUGUCAAUACUAUCAGGGUCAAGAGGAUGACUUUGACUGGGAAAACUUCAAGACCUUCAACUGGCCACACCCAACAGAUGACCUUCUGUCUGGGUCCUUCAUGAUGGUCAAUUCCUCACAGCAUCAUCGGGGGCAGAAAGCACGGCUGUACCUGCUCCCUUUAAAGGAGAAUGACACCCACUGCAUACAAUUCAGCUACUAUCUGUACAGCCGUGUUGGCCACAGCCCUGGAACUCUGCAGGUCUACAUCCGGGUCAACAGUGGUCCCUUGGGCAGCGCUGUAUGGAAUGUUUCUGGCUCACAGGGUCAACAGUGGCAGCAGGUGGAGCUGGCAGUCAGCAUAUUCUGGCCCAGUGAUUACCAGGUCAUAUUUGAAGCAAUUGUUUCUGACGAGGAACAGGGUUAUAUUGCUUUGGAUCACACUUUGCUGCUCAAUUAUCCUUGUUACAAGGUGCCUAAUUUCUCUCGGCUUGGAGACGUUGAGGUAAAUGCUGGGCAGAACUCCUCUUUUCAGUGUGUUGCCACAGGCAAAGUCUCUGAGACAGAGCGGUUUGUGCUUGAGCGAAGAAACGGCGCAGUGCUUCACCCCUCCUUGCCGUCACGGUUGAGCCACAAUCGGCUGGUGUCCACUUUUCAAAUCGAGGCGCAGCGUGGAGAGCAAGACCUAUACCGCUGCAUCGCUCUGUCCCCGAGAGGUGCAGCCGUCUCCAACUUUGGAGAGUUCAUUGUCAGAGCCCCCCCCACACCGGUUGCUCCCCCCCAACUGCUGCAUGCAGGGUCUACAUACCUGAUCAUUCAGCUCAACAUCAACUCUAUAGAUGGAGAUGGACCAGUCAUACGGCGAGACAUCCAAUACCAUGCAAGUCAGUCGACCUGGAUAGAGACUUAUGUGGUGAACUCGCUUACUUACAAGGUUUGGCACCUGGAGCCAGACACAGAGUACUACAUCAGUGUCGUGCUAACCCGCCCCGGGGAGGGGGGCACUGGAGCACCAGGACCACCACUGGUCAGCAGAACAAAGUGUGCAGAGCCCAAGCGUGCCCUGCGUGACCUCACUGCGACAGAGAUCCAGCCACGUUUUUUGGCCCUUCAGUGGGAGCCAGUAGGCUACAACCUCACACGUUGCCACACAUAUUCACAGUUUCUCUGCUACCGCUACACCAUGGCGACAGGGAACGGCGGGGGAAACAAUGCCACCAUAAAAGAUUGCCUGUUGGUGGACAGCAAUAGCUCUCAUUUUACACUGAGGAACCUGCCACCUUUUCAGGUGAUUUAUGUAAGCCUGGCACUGGCCAACCCAGAGGGCAAGAAGGAGAGCCGGGAAGUUACCUUCCAGACAGACGAAGAUGUUCCUGGAGUCAUUGCUUCAGAGUCUUUGACCUUCACUCCAAUGGAUGACAUGAUCUUUCUUAAGUGGGAGGAGCCUGCGGAACCCAAUGGCCUAAUCACGCAGUAUGAGAUCAGUUACCAGUGUGUUGAAUCUUCGGACCCUGGCAUAAAUACACCUGGUCCUCGACGCACCCUAUCCAAACUGAGAAACGAAACCUACCACAUAUUCUCUGAUCUGCACCCAGGAGCUACGUACCUGGUUUCUGUUCGUGCCCGGACUGCCAAAGGAUUUGGCCAAACUACCAUUACAGAAAUUACCACCAACAUAUCUGCCCCUUUAUUUGACUUUGAAGAAAUCCCGUCUCCACUGAGCGAGUCAGAGAGUACCAUCACUGUGCUGCUGCGCCCUGCCCUGGGGAGAGGAGCACCCGUCAGUGCCUAUCAGGUGGUUGUGGUGGAAGAAGAUGGCUCCCGCAAGGUUAGAAGAAGAGAGUUGGGCAAUGUGGACUGUUUCCCCACUGCAAACACGUACAGCGAUGCCCAGGUCAAAGGUGCACCACAUUACUAUACAGCUGAGCUGGCCCCUAGCAGUCUGCCCGAAGCCACACCGUUCAUCGUUGGAGACAAUCAAACCUACAGUGGCUACUGGAACAGUCCUUUAGACCCUACAAAGAAUUACCUCAUCUACAUCCAGGCUACAAGCAAAUUCAAAGGGGGAACCAGGAUAAACUGCGUCCAAAUUGCUCGCAAAGCUGCCUAUAAGGACUCCAAGAGAACACUAGAGGUAUCCAAGCAUGUUGAGGACAUUGGUCCAAUCCUGGGAGCCUGUGCUGGAGGUCUAAUAGUCAUCACUCUCCUCCUAUUGGGCAUCAUCAUCAUUGUGAAAAAGGGAAUGGACUUCUAUUUUUACCCUUAUAAUCCGAGAAAGAAGGUGGCCAUAAACAAGGCAGCCCUGUCCUACAUGCGGGAGAAGAGUUGCAAACUGAGCCCUUUGGAUUGCCAUAUGACUGAGCAGAGCACCCUCCAACACCACGAGAAGAUAAUUCGCCCCUUAAUGGACACCAAGGGCUGCAUCACUCGAUAUGAACACCUUAGCUCCUCCACUGAAUCCAGCAGCUUAUUGGGAAGCUCACCCCAGCAUCACUGUCAGAGAAGGAGUUCACCCUAUCACACAGGUCAACUCCACCCAGCGGUGAGGGUAGCAGACCUCCUUCAGCACAUCAACCACAUGAAGACAUCUGAAGGAUACGGCUUCAAGCAAGAGUAUGAGAGUUUUUUCAAUGCACGGAAUGUCAUUAAAAAGAAAGACAAGACCAAAGGACGAUGUGACAACCUGCUCGGCCCGGAUCGGCGACUCAAGCUCCUUUCUCUCCUGGCAGAUCCUGACUCAGAUUAUGUCAACGCAAACUACAUUGAUGUAAGAAAAGUUGAAUUCUUAAUUUUCCAUCUGCUUUGUGGCCCUCUUCUGUCUUAUUGUUUUUGCUCUGUUUG